AGAUAAUACUUAUCUAUUAAUCAUGAUCUUAAACCUAUAAUCUAUAAACCUUGCAUUUCGGCAUCGUGCUCGUAUUCUGUCAUUCUGUAAGUAAAGUUGUAUCACUUGUAUCCAUAGAAAAGAGAUUGAUAGUUUAGACGUCACCAAGCUUGUUUUAACGGUUUUGUGCUCACCCCGAUCGAACGAUGUCGGGUUACGAUUCCCGGAGUGAUGGACCUGGAUUUGUCGGCAUUCGAUUCUGCCAAGAAUGCAAUAACAUGUUGUAUCCUAAAGAAGACAAGGAACAUAAAGUACUGUUGUACGCUUGUCGAAAUUGUGAUCACAGACAAAUGGCAGACAGCAAUUGUAUUUAUGUGAAUAAAAUUAUGCACGAAAUCAAUGAACUCACUCAUAUUGUUUCCGAUGUAACGUCUGAUCCAACUUUACCCAGGUCAGAAGAUCAUCCUUGUCCAAAAUGUAAACACCGUGAAUCUGUAUUUUUUCAAGCUCAAACUAGACGUGCAGAGGAGGAAAUGAGAUUAUAUUAUGUUUGUACCAAUCCUCAUUGCAUACAUCGUUGGACUGAAUCGUCUAUUUAAUAAUUAUACAAUAUAAUGGUUUUUUUUUUAUAUAAAUUUAAAGACAAUAUUUAUACUUAAUUAUGUAAAUAUACAUUUUAAAUAACUAAAA
Messenger RNA from Rhopalosiphum maidis (corn leaf aphid), 669 nucleotides. RefSeq names its product DNA-directed RNA polymerase II subunit RPB9 (gene RpII15). The transcript has 5 exons. Lineage: Eukaryota; Metazoa; Arthropoda; Insecta; Hemiptera; Aphididae. The record is from RefSeq and is a predicted model, not a curated record. Gene Ontology annotation, molecular function: DNA-directed RNA polymerase activity; nucleic acid binding; zinc ion binding. Gene Ontology annotation, cellular component: RNA polymerase II, core complex. Gene Ontology annotation, biological process: DNA-templated transcription; maintenance of transcriptional fidelity during transcription elongation by RNA polymerase II; transcription-coupled nucleotide-excision repair. The coding region runs from base 186 to 578 and encodes 130 amino acids.